This is a messenger RNA of Scedosporium apiospermum, 1203 nucleotides long. RefSeq lists its product as uncharacterized. The record is from RefSeq and is a predicted model, not a curated record. NCBI's taxonomy places the organism in Eukaryota, Fungi, Ascomycota, Sordariomycetes, Microascales, Microascaceae. The coding region runs from base 1 to 1203 and encodes 400 amino acids. The transcript is spliced from 4 exons.
AUGUUGAAGUUAAGCCGCACCAGUAGUGAUCUCGAGGAGAUCCUGAAUAAUUGGGAAACCAUCGAGCCUGGUAUGGAGCCUCAGCCAUGCCGCUGGGAGGAUGUCAUGGCCGCCAUCGAGACAGCGAAAGAAACAUAUGCGAUGAAAGCGACAAAUAAAGGACGAGCGGUGCUACGCAACAUGGCGACUAUCAAGACGCUCCAGGCCCUUUCUCAAGUCGUACCUGAGCAGGACGGCCUCAGUGUUUUGAGAGGUGGGCUCACUCUUGUGUUUAAGCUCAUCGAGCGUCGAAUCGAAAACCAAGAAAGGAUCCUCAAGACACUGGGGGAUAUCCCCUUCAUCUUCGAGCGGGCAUGUAAUGACCUUUUGUCUUUCGGAGCCGACGAGGUCCUCGUCACGAGAGUCAGAGAUCUUUACUCUGUGUUAUUGCGGCAGAUUGCCAUGUUGCUGAGGAUCUUGCUUCGCAAACAGAAAGGAUCAGGAGAAGCGAUAAAAGGCAUCGAGCGCAAGUUCGGCGAAGGCAGCGAACACCUCAAAUCCCUCGGCGACAGAUUUGAGGCGAUGGAGAGGAGAAUGAUCAAUAUCGAAGCGAGCGUCCAUACAUGCCGCAUUGAGGAGGCCCUCUUUUUGAACACGAAUGUGUUCCAUUUGUUUGCUCAAAAUAUUCUACAGGCGCAGCAUAUAACGAGACAGAUCACCGGUUCCAGUCUCUCGUACUACGACCCGGCUCUACCGCCAUCGCCAGGUUACUCUCAAUCCCCUCAGCCCACUGUUCCCUAUCUCCAUAUUGAAGUCAGCAUAGAGCAGAUUUUUGAUAUUAUCAACAUCGAUCCGGUCAUAGGCGGUCGUAAUACACCAAUGGCAAUUUCCCAUUUACCGAAUAUUGGCCAUGUCGCAGACGACAUGGAACAUGUCCUACGCCAAAGUGGUGACCUACAAGAGUCCGCCCUUCGUCGCACAAACUGGCUCUUGGCCACCGAUAGGUUCCUAGUAUGGCUUCGGUCCGACACAGAACGAGAUCGCGGCCCACAAUCCGAUCUGAUUCUCAUCAAUGGCCAAUGUGACGAGGACCUCAACAACUCCGUUUCAGCCCUGUCCGUCUUCUGCGCGACGCUGAUAUCGAUGAUGAUCACGAUCCCCUUGAGCUGCGAAGACACGACCAGCAUGUCAUCCAACCACCCAAACGCGGUCGACUCAAAGUGA